Balaenoptera ricei (Rice's whale) is the source of this 5770-nucleotide messenger RNA. It is a transcript of the gene WRN, whose product is annotated as WRN RecQ like helicase. Gene Ontology annotation, biological process: double-strand break repair via homologous recombination; DNA replication; telomere maintenance. The transcript has 36 exons. NCBI's taxonomy places the organism in Eukaryota, Metazoa, Chordata, Mammalia, Artiodactyla, Balaenopteridae. The coding region runs from base 165 to 4574 and encodes 1469 amino acids. Gene Ontology annotation, molecular function: 3'-5' DNA helicase activity; four-way junction helicase activity; nucleic acid binding. The record is from RefSeq and is a predicted model, not a curated record. Gene Ontology annotation, cellular component: cytoplasm; nucleoplasm; chromosome.
GCUCCGGCGUGGACUCUUCCCCGCGGGAAUAAGGUCGAUUGAAUUGUUGGUGUCCAGCCUGAGUGACUGAGUUCCAGGCAAUGCUGUUGGGACGCUGCACAAGUCGUCCAGCUGAAGCAGAAGUCCCGUUGAACUGACUCUCCUCACGCUAGAACCUUUUAAAGAUGAAUGAACAAACAUUGGAAACAACACAGCAGCGGAAACUUCCUGAAUGGAUGUCUACGCAGAAGAAGACAUAUAGUGUAGAAGAAAGAAAGGCAUCUAUUCAGAAGAGUGUUUUGGAAGAUGACCUCCCCUUCUUAGAAUUCCCUGGAUCCAUUGUGUACAGUUAUGAAGCUAAUGAUUGUUCUUUCCUAUCAGAAGAUAUUAGCAUGAGUGUAUCUGAUGGAGAUGUGGUAGGAUUUGACAUGGAAUGGCCACCAAUAUACAGUAAAGGGAAACUGAGCAAAGUUGCACUAAUCCAGCUGUGUGUGUCAGAGAGCAAAUGUUACUUGUUUCAUAUUUCUUCUAUGUCAGUUUUCCCUCAGGGAUUAAAAAUGUUGCUUGAAAAUGAAGCAAUUAAAAAGGCAGGUGUAGGAAUUGAAGGAGAUCAGUGGAAACUUCUACGUGACUUUGACAUCAAAUUGAAGAGUUUUGUGGAGCUGACAGAUGUUGCCAAUGAAAAGUUGAAAUGUACAGAGACCUGGAGCCUCAGUGGUUUGGUUAAACACCUCUUUGGUAAACAGCUUCUGAAAGACAAGUCUAUCCGCUGCAGCAACUGGAGUAAGUUUCCCCUCACUGAGGACCAGAAACUAUAUGCAGCCACUGAUGCUUAUGCUGGUUUCAUCAUUUAUCAAAAAUUAGAAAAUUUGGGAGAUGCUGUACAGAUAUUUGCUGUGCAUGAAGAGGAAGAAGUACUACCUAGUGACGUGAAGAAACAAUUGACUUCCGUCUCCGAGGAGAUGAUGGAUCUGGCUAAGCAUCUUCCUGAUACUUUUGAAAAACUGGAAAAUCCACAGAGGGUUUCUGUACUAUUGAAGGAUAUUUCAGAAAAUAUGUAUUCAUUGAAGAAGAUGAUACUUGGUUCUACUGAGAAUGAACUGAGGCCCAGCAGUAAUUUUCACUUAUUAUCAUUGGAAGAGCCCACUGCUGGUGAAGUACAACAGAAACAAAUUAGAGAACAUAAAAUUUUUACUAAAGUUGAAGAUGAAGCAUGGGACACAACACCUGAUAAUUUAAUUAAACAUUAUGGAGAAAAUGUACUUGCGAACGAAGUAAAACAAGAAGAAGAUGGAUUUGAAGAUGGACUCGAAGAUAAUAAGUUGGAAGAGACUCCAGAAAGAGCUUGUUUCAUGUCAUUAGAUAUUACAGAAGAUGAACUCCAACGUUUGGAACAACAGGCUCAGGAAAAACAUCAUGGUGAUGUUACUUGCAAAUCUCCUGAGGAUAACGAAGAGGAUAUAUCUUAUGUAAUUGAGAGUGAUGAAGAUUUAGAAAUGGAGAUGCUUAAGUCUUUAGAAAACCUAAAUAGUAGCACAGUAGAUCCAAAUCAUUCAAAAUGCUUAGAAAUGGAAAGAAAUCUGGGUCUUCCUUCUGAAGAAGAAGAUGAAGAUGAGAAUGAAGCUAUUGAAGAGGAAGAAGUUGUUGAUGAAGACUGUUGGUUACCAGGACCUACUGCAAAGCAAAUUAAUUGCCUCAAGACCUACUUUGGCCAUUCUAGUUUUAAGCCGGUUCAGUGGAAAGUGAUUCAUUCUGUACUGGAAGAAAGAAGAGAUAAUGUUGUUGUCAUGGCAACUGGGUAUGGAAAGAGUUUGUGCUUCCAGUAUCCACCUGUUUAUGUAGGCGGGAUUGGCCUUGUCAUCUCUCCCCUUAUUUCUUUGAUGGAAGACCAAGUGCUCCAGCUUGAAAUGUCCAACAUUCCAGCUUGCUUUCUUGGAUCAGCACAGUCAAAAAAUGUUCUAGAGGAUAUUAAAUUAGGCAAAUACCGAAUUGUGUACAUAACUCCAGAAUUCUGUUCAAGUAACUUGGACCUACUCCAGCAACUGCAGGCUAAUAUUGGUAUCACACUUAUUGCUGUGGAUGAAGCUCACUGUAUUUCUGAGUGGGGACAUGAUUUUAGAAGUUCAUUCAGAACUUUGGGCUCCAUAAAGGCAGUACUCCCAUCGGUUCCAAUUGUUGCACUGACUGCUACUGCAAGUUCUUCAAUCCGAGAAGACAUUGUACGUUGCUUAAAACUGACGGAUCCUCACAUUACCUGUACUGGUUUUGAUCGACCAAACUUGUAUUUAGAAGUUGGACGAAAAACAGGAAACAUCCUUCAAGAUCUGAAGCAAUUUCUUGUCCAGAAGACAAGUGCUGCUUGGGAAUUUGAAGGUCCAGCUAUCAUCUACUGUCCUUCUAGAAGAAUGACAGAACGAGUUACAGCUGAACUUAAGAAACUGAAGUUAGCCUGUGGAACAUACCAUGCAGGACUGAGUAUUACCUUAAGGAAACAAGUUCAUCAUAGGUUCAUGAGAGAUGAAAUUCAGUGUGUAAUAGCUACCAUAGCUUUUGGAAUGGGCAUUAAUAAAGCUGACAUUCGCCAAGUCAUUCAUUACGGUGCUCCUAAGGAAAUGGAAUCAUAUUACCAGGAGAUUGGUAGGGCUGGCCGUGAUGGACUUCAGAGUUCUUGUCAUGUACUUUGGGCUCCAGGAGACAUUAACACAAAUAGGCGCCUCCUUAGUGAAAUAUGCAAUGAGAAGUUUCGAUUAUACAAAUUAAAGAUGAUGGCAAAGAUGGAAAAAUAUCUUUAUUCCAGAAGGUGUAGGCGACAACUCAUCUUGUCUCAUUUUGAAGACAAACAGCUACGAAAGGCCUCCUUGGGAAUUAUGGGAACUGAAAAAUGCUGUGAUAAUUGCAGGUCCAGAUUGGAUCGCUGCUUUUCCAUUGAUGACUCAGAUGAUAUGUCACAGGACUUUGGUCCACAAGCAUUCCAGCUCUUAUCUGCCGUGACCAUCUUAGGCGAAAAGUUUGGAAUUGGGGUUCCAAUUUUAUUUCUCCGAGGAUCUAAUUCCCAGCGUCUUGAAGAUAAAUAUCGCAGUCACAAUUUCUUUGGCACUGGCAAGGAUCACACAGAGAAUUGGUGGAGGGUUUUUUCCCAUCAGCUCGUAACUGAGGGAUUCUUGGUAGAAGUUCCUGGGCAAAGCAAAUUUGUAAAGAUUUGCACCCUUACAGAAAAGGGUAGAAAUUGGCUUGCUAAAGCCAAAACAGAAUCUCCUCAGAGCCUUAUCCUUCAAGCUAAUGAAGAACUGUGUCCAAAGGAGUUUUUUCUACCAAGGUCUAAAGCUGUAUCUUCCGGCACUGAGCAACAUUCCUCUAAUCAAGUACCAAUUAAAUUAACUUCAGAGCAGUCCAGCUUGUAUAAGAUGUAUUCUUACAAAGCAUGUGAUAAAAUUUCUUCUGGGAGUAACAUUCCUCAAAAAAGUGUGGAAAUCUCCAGGUCCAUCCAUGUUGCUGCAAAUGGCAUUAUUUCAUUGUUUUUAAUGGCUGACAUCAUGGUGCCAUCACCAGGAAAAUACUACAAGUCCUCAGAACCUGUUAUUUCAGCUGAAGAGCAGGAGACUCAGACUACAUUAUACGGCAAAUUGGUGGAAGCUAGGCAGAAACAUGCCAAUAAAAUGAAUGUUCCUCCAGCUAUUCUGGCAACAAAUAAGAUACUGGUGGAUAUGGCCAAAAUGAGACCUACUACAGUUGAAAAUGUGAAAAGGAUCGAUGGUGUUUCUGAAGGCAAAGCUACAAUGUUGGCCCCUGUGUUGGAAGUCAUCAAACAUUUCUGUCAAAUAAAUAGUCUUCAGACAGACCUCUUUUCAAGUACAAAACCACAAGAAGAACAGAAGAAAAGUCUGGUGGUGAAAAAUAAAGCAAGCUCACUUUCACAGUCUGCAGCCAUCACAUAUUCUUUAUUCCAAGAAAAGAAAAUGUGUUUGAAGAGUGUAGCUGAGAACAGGAUUCUGCCUCUCUCAGCAGUUGGCAUGCACUUGUCCCAAGCGGUGCAAGCUGGUUACCCACUCGAUAUGGAGCGAGCAGGUCUGACUCCAGAGAUUCAGAAGAUUAUUGCUGAUGUUAUCCGAAACCCUCCCAUCAACUCAGAUAUAAAUAAAAUUAAACUAAUUAGAAUGUAUGUUCCUGAAAACAUUGACACGUACCUUAUCUACAUGGCAAUUGAUAUCCUGGAAAAAGAUUGCGACAACAGGAUGCUAUGCCAAUCUUCAUGUGAUUCCAACAAAAAGAGAUGUUUCCCUAACUCUGAAGAGAGCUGUUCAAAUUCUAAGAGAAGCAGAGAAGAAGUGGGCACUAAUACCAAGGUUGAUGGAAAACGUUCUUGUGAUUUUUCACUGAAAGAUGAGAGUCACAGAAAUUCACUAAAACUGACUUCCUGGAAUCAGCCAUUCAGCGAUCCCAAAAUAGAAGAUUUCUUUGUAGAUUCUCAUUCACAGACUUCAUCUGAAACCUCAAAGAGAAAAUUACCUGGGUGGUUUGCCAAAGGAAAUGAGACCUUACCUGAUGCCAGCAAGAAAUCAACGGCCAAAACUAAAAAGAAGGGUCUUUUUAGUUAAACUGGCAACUGCCAGAGGAAUUAUGUGUGUCUUGCUGUAUUAUAAGAGGGACGCUGUAUUUCAUUUCUGAAGAGUGGGGAGUAAUAUUUUUGUUUAAAAAUUAUUCUAAUCUGAAAGUAAAACUCACCUAUUUAUUGAACAGCUGGUGUCUUAAAACAGCCUUGUACAAUUCACAUAAAGUUGAGUCUUCUGAGAGCCUGAGUGAGUACCUCAUAGAACAGAAUCUUAGUUUCCUAUGAGAUUGCUUUAAGAAAUCAUGUUACUGCCCUGUUUUCUAAUCUCUUUACUUACUUCAGCAGUAUGUUUAGAAUAUGUAAUGUGUGGUGAUUUAAUACAGAUAACAGAUUAUCAGUUUAAGUGAUUAUGUGUAUAAUAUGAAAUAUUCCUAUAUUACCAAAAUUCUGUCUUACAAAUGAAGAACGCAUAGUUAUUUUACAAAUUUUUUCUAUUGUUAGAAGAAACUCUUAUACACAUUUUAAAAUGAUAUUAGUAGACCAGAUCAGUGAAAAUGAAACAUUUUGGGUUCUGUGUAAAUAGAGGAAAGAAUAUAACAAAGGAGACCAAUUGCACUAGACAACUAUGCACUUUGUAUGUUAUAUACGAUUUCUAUUAUUUUUCAAAUAAUAAUAAAAAGUCCUUAGUACUGAAUAUUAUAAAGAUAUGUAUUUUUUUUUUUUUUUAAAGCUAGAGACCCAGGAUGCAGAGUGAGCUUGUUUUUUUGUUUUUUUGUUUUUUUUUAAACUAAUUUAUUUAUUUAGUUUUGGCUGUGUUGGGUCUUUGUUUCUGUGUGAGGGCUUUCUCUAGUUGCGGCAAGCGGGGGCCACUCUUCAUUGCGGUGCGCAGGCCUCUCACUGUCGCGGCCUCUCUUGUUGCGGAGCACGGGCUCCAGACGCGCAGGCUCAGUAGUUGUGGCUCACGGGCCCAGUUGCUCCGUGGCAUGUGGGAUCUUCCCAGACCAGGGCUCGAACCCGUGUCCCCUGCAUUGGCAGGCAGAUUCUCAACCGCUGAGCCACCAGGGAAGCCCUAAAGAUAUGUAUUUUAAACUUUCAUAUACUGAAUUACCUUGAGCACCUUUAAUUUUUGAUGAUGUCAGAAUUUUAUUCUAAUAUCUCUUUAUGUAGCACAUGUAACUGAAAUAUACAAAACACAUACUGACACUGAAUUGGGUAAAUCAUAGUUGAUAUAACUUUAAGCAG